This is a messenger RNA of Leptinotarsa decemlineata (Colorado potato beetle), 1011 nucleotides long. RefSeq lists its product as uncharacterized. Gene Ontology annotation, molecular function: growth factor activity; Toll binding. Lineage: Eukaryota; Metazoa; Arthropoda; Insecta; Coleoptera; Chrysomelidae. The record is from RefSeq and is a predicted model, not a curated record. Gene Ontology annotation, cellular component: extracellular region. Gene Ontology annotation, biological process: central nervous system formation; innate immune response.
AUGCGUAUUUAUGUUGACUCCUCAGAUAGUUUUCCUGGCUUGGGGGGAUAUCCUUCCUUAGACUAUUCGGAGCAGGAUAUAAUAUUUCCUGAUUUAUUUGCGCUUCUUUUCGAUGAUCCACCCUCAGAAGUGAACAGUCCAAGAGGUCCUCCAAAAUGUGCGAAUGGAAAAACUUUUUGCGAAAAUGUCGAGUCCUAUCCUUAUCGCCACUUGAAAGAAACGUUGAAGAAGAACCCCAUCUAUAAAGAUUUCUUUGGGAAAGAUGAAGCUCCCGUUGAAAUCGCGAAUAGGGUUGGAGGUGAUCAAUCAAGGUACUUUUGCGCUUCUAUUGUAUCAACGAUUUAUCCACAAAUUGGAAAGAAUAAAAAUAAUAAGUGGAAAUUUAUCAUAAAUCAGAAAGAAGAAGAUGGGUUGGUACAAGGCGUUCUGGUAGAGACUUGUAGAAAACCAGAUAAACCAUGUGACAUUCUUGUAGACCUUCCUGCGGGAUAUACUACAUCGUGCAAGCAGAAGUACAUUUACAGAAGAUUAUUAGCAUUAGAUGGAUCCGGCUCAGUGUAUCCGGAUAGUUUUCAAAUUCCAACGGCUUGUUGUUGUUCCUAUACUCGUAAUACAGAAUUUUUGGCAAGAUUUGGAGCUGCAGUUACUCCUGUUAGAAAAAAAGAUAUCUGAAAAGAAUCUACCUACUCACUGGAAGUAAUGAAUUAUCCCAAUUUUUUCGUUCACCAGGAGUUUUUUUUAAGCUCAUUGAAGAUAUAACUACCAUUUCAAGUAUUCUUCAUGAAACAAAAUAUACAAUUCCAUUGUUAUUAUAGUGGAAUCUCAAACUUAUAGUUUAGCAAUGUAAUAACUGCUUAUAUUCUCCUGAAUAUAUAAGGCACUGAAGAGACGGUAAUUUUUUGAAGAAUUGAAUAUGACUGAUAAUGAUAAAUGAAUGAAUAACAAUAAACUCACUCAUAGUCAUUCACAAAUAUCUUAGAAGCUAUUCAAUAUAUUCAUGAAAAUCAUCAA